Orbilia oligospora ATCC 24927 is the source of this 771-nucleotide messenger RNA. RefSeq lists its product as uncharacterized. The record is from RefSeq and is a predicted model, not a curated record. The transcript has a single exon. NCBI's taxonomy places the organism in Eukaryota, Fungi, Ascomycota, Orbiliomycetes, Orbiliales, Orbiliaceae. The coding region runs from base 1 to 771 and encodes 256 amino acids.
AUGGACCAGUUACCCUCCUCCAAGGAGAUGUAUGCUCCUCAAGAGCUUAACUUCAGGCCAAACGUCAAGCACGGCACCGGAAUCUGCACGGCUGCCGCCCCUCAGCCAAUACCCAUCACAGGAAAGAGCUCCCGUCGCCAAAGCAAGCGAAAGACACCAAUGGGAAAGCCUUUCAUCCAACAAGUCAAACCUGCUCUCCAUCGCCAGCCUCUUGAAAGCGGUGGGCCGUCGCCGGUCCGCCAUGUUUCAGGCACAGGCUACAUUACGCCCCAGAGAACUCCUAACAAGAAGCGAUCUACUAGAUGGCCGGGAAUGUUCAGAACUGGCACGCCAGGUCGAACAUCUGAUAAGUCCAUCCCUCCAUGGAAUGCUGCUUUCGAGAAUCCGAAAAAGCCGAUUGUUCCUGGUGAAGUCACUGAUCCAGCCAAUCUUCUGAUUGAUAUUCUUGCUGAAGACUACAAAAAUAUGAUUUGUAAUCCCAAGUGGGGAACUCCAAAGCCCUGGCGCCAGGCUUUAGAGCGUAUGUUCGACGGGAUUGCUUUAGAUUCCACCCAGAGAGAAUACAUCCAGUACUUUUCUCUUGGCUACAAGGAGGGUAUCUGGCCAAGCACUGCCCCGGGCCAUCUCAUGGAGCAAGCAUUUCUAUUCGGGGUGAUGGAAAGGCAAUGGGAUUUGGAGGUCGAAAACAGUCUCUACCGCUUCUAUCAUGGAAUCUCCGAAGAUGGAGUUCUGAGGGGUGUCCCUCAUUACUGCUAUGGAGGCCUUGAUUAA